Lodderomyces elongisporus is the source of this 1869-nucleotide messenger RNA. It is a transcript of the gene GRF10, whose product is annotated as Grf10p. The record is from RefSeq and is a predicted model, not a curated record. NCBI's taxonomy places the organism in Eukaryota, Fungi, Ascomycota, Pichiomycetes, Serinales, Debaryomycetaceae. Gene Ontology annotation, cellular component: nucleus. Gene Ontology annotation, biological process: regulation of transcription by RNA polymerase II. Gene Ontology annotation, molecular function: RNA polymerase II cis-regulatory region sequence-specific DNA binding; DNA-binding transcription factor activity, RNA polymerase II-specific. Bases 1 to 1869 code for a protein of 622 amino acids. The transcript has a single exon.
AUGUCCGAAACCGGUCUUUUGAGCAUUAGCGGUACCAAAACCAGUACCAGUGGUAACACCAAUGUCAACGAUUCGCCCACAAAGACAUCACCAUCACUAUCACAACACCAGCCCCAGAAGAGAAUAAGAGCUUCUGGAGAAGUGCUCAACUUUCUCAUUACUGAAUUCAACAAGAACCCCAACCCAAGUCCCGAUCGAAGAAAAGUCAUUAGCGACAAGGCUGCAAUGAGCGAAAAAGCAGUAAGGAUAUGGUUCCAAAACAGAAGAGCCAAGCAAAGAAAACACGAGCGAAGUAGGAAACUCGAUACAAAUGCAUACCACAUCCAACCACACCACUCAUCCUCAAGCACAUUUGACUUGAUCCAGCGCCCAACAUCUUCAACAACAUCAACUUCAACUUCACCACCACAAUCAUUUUCAAACAACUCACCUAGCAACAUCCCAAUUGAAAUAAAUGAAAAAUACAGCUUUAUAGAUUGUACCUCAUUAUCCGUGGGAUCAUGGCAAAGAAUCAAGAGCGGGAAACACGACUUUGACUUGUUGAAAAACAACCUCUUCAAAUUGUCACCAUUCAAUUUAAACACCAUCAUGACACAAGUCGACCUCAUGGUCAUCUUGUCCAAGAAAAACCAAGAACUCAACUACUUUUUCCUGGCAAUGACCAACAAGGACUCCAGAAUCCUCUUUAGAAUAUUUUACCCACUCAGUGCCAUUCUGCUGUGCUCCCUCCACGAAAACUCCAUUGAAGAUAAAUCUACCGGUUUAAUAACAAACUCAAACGAACUUCGUGUCAACUUGUGCCACCAACCAAAAUUCUCAGUCUACUUUUUUAACGGAGUCAACUCAUCAACUAACCAAUGGUCAAUCUGCGACGACUUUAGUGAAGGACAGCAGGUUAGCCAAGCAUACACCUUGAACCCAAAAACAUACCCAAACUAUGACCAAGAUGAUAUUAACCUUAGCCAUUCGCCUUCAGGUAUUCCCCACGUCAUUGUAGGCGGCAGAAGUGCAUUAACAUACUUGAGCUCCUACAUUAAUGCCAACAAUAGCGAUUACAAUUCACUUCAAGCAACAUCAGUACCACUAAUAAGACCACCACCACCACCAGCACCAGCAGCAGCAGCACAAUCAUCCACAGCAGUACCGACAAGCUAUAUUCAACAACAUACUCAACACAAUCAGCACAAUCAUCCAAUACAAUAUAAACACAACUCCCUUGACAUGUCCACAGGCCUCUCCGCAACAGCAUUGGAAUUCGAUUUGAACUCCUUAUGGCAAAACCACAACUUUACUGCCGACCCAAAAACAUUAGCAUCCACAGCAAACUUUAACAUCAACCAAUCACCAUACUCGACCACGUCAUCAUCACAACAAUAUUACCAACUGGAAGACACACCACAGCUGAUGCAAUCAUUCAAUGCCCAAAGUCAGCUUCAGGGCCAAUUAAACAGCAACAGCAACAGCAACAGUAGUGGCAGUGGCAACAUCAUCAAAUAUUCUAGCAUGACAAAUGUAAGCAAUUUAAACAGCGCUGUAGGCUCAAAUAUUAUAAAAACAGCAUCCACGUCCCCAGAAGAUAUCUUAUCAUUCAAUGAACAAGUGGUUGUAAACACACAUAAUCUUGGUAAGCCUGCAUACACACAUACUAGUGAAUUUGUUGAUUUUAAUGAUGGUACAGGGAGCGGUUUGGAGUUUACCACGGAUUUCGACUUUGCCAUAGGAUUAGGUGAAGGUGAUCGCGAACACGAUCGCGAACGCGAACACGAUCUUGAAGGUGAUUUUCACGAGGAAGUUCCAGCAUCAAGCCAAACACAACCAUUAGACUUGCACCAAACUAUGACGGUAGAUUUUAUCGACUUCAACGCAUAA